This is a messenger RNA of Penicillium soppii, 5364 nucleotides long. RefSeq lists its product as uncharacterized. Gene Ontology annotation, molecular function: nucleic acid binding. Lineage: Eukaryota; Fungi; Ascomycota; Eurotiomycetes; Eurotiales; Aspergillaceae. The coding region runs from base 1 to 5364 and encodes 1787 amino acids. Gene Ontology annotation, biological process: DNA integration. The record is from RefSeq and is a predicted model, not a curated record. The transcript has a single exon.
AUGGCCGAAACCUCUGAGGAGGUCCCCAUCACUGACCCUGUCAACCUCACCGAUGAUGAAGAGAACCAGGCAACGAAUUUGCCCGCUCCUAUCUCGGUGAACCUGCAGAAGAUCAGCAUCUUGGAGGAAACCACUGAUGACAUUGAGGAGUGGAUUGAGGAAGCAACCUUUGUGCUAAACCCCCUUUGUCUUCAACAGCUGCUGGAUUACUCGAUCCCACGACCGGAGAAAGGAGAUGCUGACUAUAAGAGAUGGGUGUACUGGUCAGCGACUGUAGCAGGUUGGCUAUAUAGCCACCUUCACUCAAGUCUCAAGACCAUCAUCCGUCCAUCCUUGCGUCAGAAACAGAAAAGCAUAGGGAUCAAGCUAAGUGAAAAAGCCGAGACCAUCUACGCCGAUACCCUUAUGAAAGAGAUUCUUAAGGUAAUUCGUGGCGGCAACUUGGCUAAUCAAAUCAUUAACGACAUUACGAAAUUCACGACGUUAAAGCGAAACAGUUUCGCUACCGUGAAGGAAUACAUUGUCGCCUUCCGGAAGCUGCUUGGCAUUCUUGAAAGACAAGGCCAUGCACCUACCCCGCUGUUUUCAUUCACAUACAUCAUCAAUGAGCUCAAACAAGAAUCUCAGAAGAUCACUUUCAUCAAAGAACGAAUCACCUCAAAGUCGACUAUCACUAUGGAAGAGCUCGAUGACUUCUGCCUGGAAUUACAGAUUGAAUCUGAAGGAAAGGAAACCGGCAACGCAUUAGCUGCUCGAGGCGGGCGUACCAAUAACAAGAAGAAGAAGUCACCAAACACCAAGGGUAGCGACAACAAGACACAGACCCAAACACCUGCUACCUCCGAGUCACAGUCCCAGUCUGACAAUAACUCCGGAAAGAAGUUCCGUGGUGCACCCCCGAAGGGUAAAGACAUUCACCAAUACGCUAAGGAGAAGCGUGAAGCAGAGAAGCAAGUGGAUGACAACGGUAACUGCAGUUUCUGUGGACUUGGUCCCCACAAUGCCAAGAAUUGUUACCACCUUGCCGACAACAUUGUUGGAGACUGGAAGUUUCACAGGGGUGUGUGGGCAUAUACUCUUGCGAAGAAGAAGCAAGACGGCUCUUGUGGAAUGGCUAUCACAGCGAUGGCUACUGGCAACGUCGACCAAAGAUGGCUGCUGGAUUCAGGUUCCAGAGAAACAAUGACAAGCCAUUAUGGAGAUUUCUUCACUUAUGACCCUGUCCCCGCCACACAUGCAUAUGCAUAUCGAGCUGUCACUGGCGAGCGUGUCAUCACAAAGGGCAAAGGCAUGAUCCUCGUCCAAGCCAAAGAUCGUAACGGCAUUAUCAAAAGUGUGCUUGUUGCAGGCUGGUACAGCCCCACAAUGGAUGGUAGGAUACUAUCCACAGAACGUCUAAGGAAAGACUGGAAUUUGUUUCACAACCUAAGACAUGAAUGCCUCGAAGAAGAAGACGGCACUUUAUUCGGUCUUACAGACACUGCGCCAGGAGUCCCUUACCUUAUUGGCCCAUUAAACGACGAUGGAGGACGUCAACCACUAGAAGACGAUGACCUCUCCGACAUUUAUGAUGGCUACGUUGAUGAUGAAGGCUACGAAUCCUCACUUUACGGCAUAGAGUCCAGUGACGAAGAAGACACUAAUGAUAAUGAUGGAAUUGCAUUCCGAGCGCUCUCCGCAAUGGAAAUUCACCGCCGUCUCGGACACGUCGGUAAGGCUAAGAUGUCUGCAACAAUCAAGGAUGCCAUUAUGGUUGAAGACCUUGAAAUGCCAAGUUGUUUAGAUAUCGACUGCGAAGCCUGCCUGCUUGCCAAAUCGAGAAGGAAGGUCUCCCGAGAACCCCAGGUUCGAGUCCAGGAUGCCGCUUGGAAGUUCCACAUCGAUACACAAACCAUGUCUCCACCUGGCCCAAAUGGAGAGAAGUACUGGGUUCCAAUCGUUGACGAUGCUACCAGGAUGGGUAGAGGCAUCUUCACAAAGACGAAGGAAGAGAUAUCUACCCGCAUGAUCGAAUUCUGCGAGGAAAUGAAGCUGCUGACAGGUAGAUACCCCGGUAUUUGGCGCCUCGACAACGGCACCGAAUUCAAAAGAUUCAUUACGUGGGGAAAGAAACGUGGGUUCGUCUUUGAGCUCACUCCUCCGUACACUGCAGAACCAAACGGCACAGCCGAAUGGUAUGGUGGCUAUAUCAAUGAGAUUGGAAGGACCAUGAUUGUUGACUCAGGACUCGAUGAAACGCUCUGGCCAUUUGCUCACCAAGCUGCUAUCUACAUUGUGAACCGUCUUGCAAACAGCGAGACCGGUAAAUCACCAAUCACCCUCUGGCGUGAGCUUCUUCACAUUCAAAAUACCAAGCCAACUCUCAAGCAUCUACGGCCAUGGGGAUCCACUGCCUAUGUGCACAUUCCGAAAGAUAAGCGAGUGCAAUCUCGGAAGGCCGCACCCCGCGCCUGGAAGGGCUACCUUAUCGGCUAUGAGGGGGAUGGCGGUCAUGUUUACCAGAUCUGGGAUCCCGUGAACCAGGAGAUGAAGAGAUCUCGUGAUGUUACUUUCCACAAACCUAGUGACGAGCAUGACGACGGUGAAACAGGGGCUGUAUCACUUCCCCCUGGCCCUCCGAAGGCUCCCAACAAUCCUGGAAAUGCAGGAAUUUAUCAAACUUCAUUCAUUGGCUCGGGCGAGCAAGCAAAACCACAGUCAACAAUUCAGCAAGACCGACCACAGGUCCGAGAAGCUACUCCGGCACAGCCUUCACAGACCAUUCUGCCAGACAGCAUCUCCAGUUACAAGACGACUCCCGGGAUCAUUCCCCGAAGAGAGAUUCGACAAAUUGAACAAGCACCGUCUUUGCACAUACCCUCGAGCACACACCUAUUCGACAGGUCCACAGCUGCUUCUCGUCCCCGGACUCGACCCACUUUGUUACGUGCGCAUGCACCUUUGCAGAGAAUUACCGAGGAGGUUAUUCAACCUCAGCGGAUGCGCGCUACAGAAGACAGUGGCGACGAGCAACGAAGAGCUAUACUGAAUGAACGCCUAAAUCGACUACAGGAAGAUAUCGAGACCAUGAGCAAUGAAUGGCAGGAUAUACGCCAAGAAACUGAGCGCAUUGAGGAAAGGAUUUCAAACAGAUCUACAUCUAUUGAACCUACUCCUACCCCUGCUGUUGCUACUGCUCCUGCCUCACACCACACGCCAGAUAGGCCUCGCUCUCCUCAGGAAUACCGAUUCCCAUUCCUAUCACCAGAUCAGUUACGCCUUUAUAGGGAAGAGAGUGAGCAGGUGAGCGAGCAGACAGAUCAGCGAGCGAAUCAGCAGACGGUGAUCCACAUGUCUAUUGAGAAAGACUCAUCUCCAGUGCCAGCACCAGUCUCACCAUCAUCAUCAUCGCAUGAUCAAGUUGCUUCUGUUACCAAAGAAGUUAUCUCAGUCAGUUCUACACCAGAUCCAACCCUCCCACCCCCUUCACGACGAGUAUCACAUCGCCGAACCAAGGGAUGCCCUCCGGAGCGGUACUCCGACCCGAAUCGACCCCUCCUUUCCGUCGAGCGUGCAUCGAUUGCCAGAAUGCAGAAGAAGCGACCACGACUCGAUCGUCACGAGAAAACAAGUGCGGAGGAAGGUGGUAACAACGGGGAGGAGGGUGUUGGACAGAGAUCUGCGGGAUCUGUUGAUGAUGCUGAAGCCGCGCCUGCUUCCUCGAGAACUGAUUCCGAGGGACCAGCAGCCCUCGCUGUCACUGCUCCUGUCAAACCAAUCAUCAUAUUUAAUGAUAAGCCCCUUCAUGGAAAGGAUGUCAUUAUUCCCACUACAUACAAACAAGCACAGAAAUCCCCUCACUGGGAAUUCUGGCACGCUGCUAUGGCUCAACAAAUCGAGGAUCUGAAUGCACAAAAGACAUACACUCUGGUACUCAAACCAAAACGUGCGAGCGUUCUACCUGGCAAGUGGGUGUACACUGUGAAAACAAACACCGACGGAUUUGUUAAUACCUUCAAAGCACGCUGGGUUGUGUGUGGAAAUUUCCAGCAAAAGAAAGAUGACCGGGAAGAUUGCUAUGCCCCUGUGGUCUCCGAAGCACUGAUCAAGAUCGUGCUAAGCCUCAUUGCUAUCUACAAUCUGAAAUGGAGGCAGGUUGACUUCACUGCAGCAUAUUUGAAUGCUUCCCGUGCUCACAGAGAGGUUGUGUACAUGCAGCAGCCCUCUGGUUUCGAAUAUCAUGACGACGAAGGAGGGAUCAAGUCCUGGGUGUGCUCCCUAGACCAAGCUUUGUAUGGUCUUAGGGAUUCUGCAUUCUUAUGGAACGAAGAGCUAGACAAGACCCUUUGUGGUAUGGGUUUCCAACCAUUGGAAGAUGACCCCUGUGUUUACAAGAAAGGUGUCGGAGCAAAGAUGACCAUUCUAAUGCUUCAUGUUGAUGAUUUCAUUGUUGCUGCUCCUUCUGAUGAAGAGAUUGACGCCCUGAUCGCUCAACUAAGCAAGCAUUACCCCCUGAAAGACCUCGGUGAACCGAAACAGUACCUUGGCUGCUUGCUAGAGCGAGACUACGACGCCGGGACUAUUCGGAUGUCCCAGAAAGCCUAUGUCCAAAAGAUCCUGCACAAAGCAGACAUGUUGCACUGCAAAGGAAGGAGUAUCCCAUUACCGGCAACAUGGAACUGGUCCGAAGGCCACGAGGAUGCAACGUCGACCCUCGAAGAUAAUGACGACUACUUAUCAGUUGUGGGAAGUCUGAACUGGUUGGCAAUGCGUACGCGCCCCGAUAUCAGGUUCUAUGUUACAAAGCUACAACACAAAUCUGCGAAUACCACUAUUCACGACCAAGAAGCCAUGGUGCAGGUCCUUCGUUACCUCCGAGAGCAUCCAGAUCGUGCGAUCACACUCGGAAAGAAGAAGGAGUUACAGUUCUAUGCCUAUGCCGACGCUUCACACGGAGACAACCUGAACUACAAGUCAACUGAGGGCGCAGUCUGGUUCUUUGGAGGUAGUCCAAUCCAAUGGUCAACCAGGAAACAGACUAUUAUGGCCCCGUCAACCACGGCCGCCGAAUGGUGCGCACUUGAUCAGCCUGCACGGGACGGCAUGUGGCUUCGCAAACUUGCCAUAGCCUUUGUUUUUCCCAGAGCAAGCGAUCCGUUGGUGAUCUACACAGAUAACAUCAACACUCAGCUACUCUUGAACAAGAAGACUGGUCGCAACUCGACAAGAUGGCUUAACAUGCGAUAUUUCUUUGUGAAAGAUGCUGCUGCCAAGGGCUACAUUGACCUCGAAAGGGUUGAGAGCAAGGCCAACGUGGCGGAUGGUUUCACGAAGCCACUCGGAGAAGAAGCGUUCCCCGGAUUCAUCACACAGCUAGGGAUGUGA